Messenger RNA from Prorocentrum cordatum, 1248 nucleotides. NCBI's taxonomy places the organism in Eukaryota, Dinophyceae, Prorocentrales, Prorocentraceae. The record is from the annotation of a GenBank genome assembly.
AUGACCCGCGCCGGGCGCGCGUCCGUCGCCGCAGUGGUCGCGGCCGUGCGCGGCGCAACGGGCCGCUCGGGCGCCCGCGGCGCGUCGCGCCGCCUGGGCGACGCCGCCGACAGGCUUGUCACCUUGCGCUUCCAGCUGGGGGUCGGCAGCGGCCUGGGCGGAGUGUUAUGCGCGUCUUACUUCUACGGCAAGCGCAUCGGCGCCACACAAGACGACAGCGGCCCCUGCCACCCCGAGAUGGCGUGGGCGUCUGACGUGCGCGGCCCGCUCGCUGGGAUCUCCACCAGAGCGUUCGCCGUCGGGCCGCUGUGCGGGUGUUGCGGCUCGGCGGCGCUCGCCACGCUGAUCUCCGCCCGGUUUCCUGGGCGGGUGGCCAGCGUGGCGAUGAACCAUCGCUUGCACUCGGUUUUGGGCUGGCCGCUGGCCAUCCUGAUGGCGUUCCGCUUCCAGGCGGCGCACGACCGGUGGUGGAGCUCGCGCGAGCAUGUGGAGAAGCUGGCAUCCGGCAUUGUGGGCGUGGCUCUGCUUGCCUCGACCUGUGCGGACGACCCGAAGUUGCGCAUGAGCAGGUCGCGGAAGGAGGCGGAGGACAACGAGACCCGUUUGCUGGGGCUGCUCGACGCGCUGUGUUAUUUCGUCGAGGAGCAGUUGAUGUGCGGGCAGGCGCCCCACGAGUCCAACGCGCCCGCUUCGUGGGCACAUUGGUCGCAGCACCUGUCCAGCGUCGACCGCGACGAGUGCCCCAGGACCUUGUGUGGCGAUGUCGCCAGCAGCUCGAGCAGGCAUGCCGACGUGUGCUGGUGCCUGAAGCGGAUCGUGGACUGCGUGCAGGCGGGGCAGACCAUGGGGGCCUUCACGCCCGAGAUGGCGUCCCAUCUGCACGCGCUGCUCCAGAACAUCCUGGACUCCUUCCGCCAGUGCGGCAUCUGCGUGUCGCAGAGGGAACCUUCAUCGUACAUAGUGCACACGCGGACGUUCGUGUACAUGUGGUGCUUCUUCUUCCCUUGGACGAUCAUAGGCACCAUUCCCGCCUCGAGCCUGAUCCCCACGCAGUUCGCCAUCAGCUAUGCCCUCCUGGGCAUCGAGUUCUGCGCGCGGGAGAUGGACUACCCGUUCGGAGACGACGAGGGCGACGUGCCCGUUCGGCAGGUCCUGGCGGCCGUCCGGGAGGAGAUCUCGAGAAGCCACGGCAAGCACUACAGGCCGCAGUUCGAGGCAGAGCCGGCGCCGGCGGCGCAAGGCGGCUAG